Messenger RNA from Melanotaenia boesemani (Boeseman's rainbowfish), 1448 nucleotides. Its product is annotated as indoleamine 2,3-dioxygenase 2-like. The transcript has 10 exons. Lineage: Eukaryota; Metazoa; Chordata; Actinopteri; Atheriniformes; Melanotaeniidae. Bases 112 to 1347 code for a protein of 411 amino acids. Gene Ontology annotation, molecular function: heme binding; metal ion binding; L-tryptophan 2,3-dioxygenase activity. The record is from RefSeq and is a predicted model, not a curated record. Gene Ontology annotation, cellular component: cytoplasm. Gene Ontology annotation, biological process: 'de novo' NAD+ biosynthetic process from L-tryptophan.
UAGUGGAAGCAAGUUCGGAACAAGUUUAACAACUGAUAUAUGUGUCAUUUGCUCACCGUGAUUUGUUUUGUCCCUAGUAACUAAACUACAACAGCAUACAGGGUAGGACAUAUGGAGACAAACUUCAGAGAAACACUGCAGGCAGAUUUUGAUGCAUUUGAUAUUUCUGAAGAGCUUGGAUUUAUCCUUGAAGAGCCACUGACUCACCUUCCAGACUAUUAUCGAGUGUGGUUGGACCUGGCAAAUAAUCUCACACAUUUGAUAGAGUCAUGUAAACUACGGGAUCUGGUUCAUAAGAUGCCGGUUUUGAGUCCACAUUUGUUGAGCAGUCAUCGUGAGCUGAGGCUGGCUCACCUGGCCCUGGGGUUCAUCAGCAUGGGAUAUGUGUGGCAAGAAGGGCAGCACAUACCUGCUAAGAUUCUCCCCAAAGCACUGGCCUGGCCUUACUGGCAAGUGUCUCACAGGCUUGGCCUCCCACCCAUCCUGACUUAUGCUGAUUCAGUUUUAGCCAACUGGAAGUUAAAGGAUCCCUCAGGGGAUAUGGAAAUUGAGAACUUGGACUUGAUAUUUUCCUUUCCUGGUGGGGAGAGUUGCAGGGGAUUUUUUAUGGUGUCGUUGCUGGUGGAGAUGGCAGCCAGUUCAGGCAUAACGGGGGCUCUGGAGGUGAUGCACGGCAUGAAAAUCUCUGACCUCAUCGGCAUACAGAAAGGUUUAAUGAAAGUAACUCAGUCUUUGAAGAAGAUGAAGGAAACUUUCAAGCUCAUGCACAAUCAUGUGGAGCCAGCUGCAUUUCAUGGAACAUUCAGAAUCUUUGUCUCAGGGUGGCGAGAUAACCCCAUGCUUCCAAGGGGGCUUUUGUAUGAAGGUGUGAGCAAUGAGCCAAUUUUGCUGUCCGGUGGAAGUGCAGCACAGAGUUCAGCCAUUCAGUGCUUUGAUGCUUUGCUGUGCAUUCAGCAUGAGGGUGAGGCAGGAGCCUUCCUGACACGGAUGAGAGAUUACAUGCCUCCUGCCCACCGUCAGGUGAUAGAGACUCUAUCUGUUUGUCCGUCAUUGCGGGAUUUCAUCAUGAGUUGCUCCAGCUCUGACCUCUGCCAAGCCUACAACUCCUGCGUCUCUGCACUGGUGGAUUUACGGAACUACCACCUUAAUACUGUGACCAAAUAUGUCAUUGUGCCUGGUAACCGUGGCAGGUCCAUGGGCUGUCCUCUCAGAGGAGUGGGAAGUGCUCUGAACGGCACUGGGACUGGUGGGUCUAACCUCAUGGUCUUCCUCAAGAGUGUUCGUAACACUACCAAAGAAGCACUGAUCUUAGAGAGGCCAACUACGUCGAGAGAAAAUGAAAUGUAACUUUUAUUUUUAAGUGUAAUUUGGACACGUUAAAUUUUUUAUAUGUUCCAUGCUCAUAAGGUUGUAUUUAUGAAAGGUUUACAUAAAAUUAAUAUGCAGAA